This is a messenger RNA of Emiliania huxleyi CCMP1516, 1074 nucleotides long. RefSeq lists its product as hypothetical. NCBI's taxonomy places the organism in Eukaryota, Haptophyta, Isochrysidales, Noelaerhabdaceae. The transcript has 3 exons. Bases 9 to 857 code for a protein of 282 amino acids. Gene Ontology annotation, biological process: mRNA splicing, via spliceosome. Gene Ontology annotation, cellular component: spliceosomal complex. The record is from RefSeq and is a predicted model, not a curated record.
GAGCACACAUGACGGACGAGGCUGCGCCAGCGCCCACCUUCAAGAAGCCGCGCCGGCCGGCCAACAUCCGGAAGCGCGGCGCGUCCGAGGCCGAGGCCGACGCGGACGCUGAUGCGGCUCCGGCCGGCCGCCCAGGGAACUCGCUGACGGUGAUGCGCGAGCUGCAGCGCCAGCGUCAGCGCACAAAGGGUGUCGCGCUCGACAUCAGGGCGGAGGGCGGUGCGGCGGAGGAGGGCGGCGGCGAAGAGGGCGGCGACGCGGGCGACGGUGGCGCGGGGCUCGACUCGACGUUCACGGCGCAGGCGGACGCGAGCGAGGUGGACCCCAACAUGCUGCGGUAUAUCGAGGAGCAGAUGAAGAACGGCGGGAGCGCCGACGGCGCGGCGGAGGGCGCCGCCGACGGCGACGAAGACUCUCUGUACGUGGCGCCGGCGCACAUGCGGGAGGCAAUUGCGCUGGGGCACCUGCGGCACGAGCAGGCGAUGGUGCAGCAGGGCGCCGACGAGCAGGGCGGCGCAGCGACGCGCUGGCUCGCCGGCAUCGCCGAGGUGGAGCUCUCGGUGGAGGAGCGGAUGGCGACGGUGGAGGCGACCGAGGCGGCCAAGCGGCGCGCGGUCGAACAGCGCGCGCAGCGCGCCGCGGCGGCCGGCGGUGGCGUGGGGCCGUCGCUGGUCAUUCCGAGCAACUUCAACGCAAACUUCCACGCGCACCGGCGCGAGACCGCCCAGGCGCGUGCUCCUCCAGGCGGCGGCGGCGGCGGUGCCGGCGGUGGCGGCGGGCCCCGCUGCACCGACGGGCUGCGCGCGGUCGAGAGCGAUGGCGCCGCACUCAGCGCAUUCAAGCGGCGGAAGCACUGACCGCGCAGGGGGAGAGCAAGCCGGCCCGGCCGCCGUGCGCGCACGCUGCACGCAGUAUAACCAGUACAUGUUGUAUCAAGAAGAGAGUCGUGUUCUCUGUUCUCGAGGUUGUGCGCGGUGGGUGCCCGCUGCAGCGGGCAGCGGGGAGAGGUGCGGGCGCAUCGAGUGUGAGUCUGUGGGCUACAAAAUCCUGUUAGUGAUAGUGUGUAUAAAGCCG